GAGCGGCGGUUCCGCUUCCGGCGGCCUGGCUCGGCGCGGCGGGCGGAGGGAGACGGUUGCCAUGAGCUUCCUGAAGCGGUUCCCGCCGCCGGCCGAGGGGGUUCGGCAGCAGCAGCCCGACACUGAGGCGGUGCUGGGAGGUCGCGGGCUGGGCACCGGGACGCUGUACAUCGCCGAGAGUCGCCUCUCAUGGUUAGAUAAGUCUGGACUGGGUUUCUCUUUGGACUAUCCCACCAUAAGUUUACAUGCUGUCUCCAGGGACCUAAAUGCCUAUCCAUGGGAACAUUUGUAUGUCAUGGUGAAUGCCAAAUUUGAAGAGGAAGAGCCAAAAGAAACUCCCAUGGCUGAAGGGGAGGAGGAGGAAGACAGUGAUGAUGAUGAUGAACCAAUUGCAGAAUUCAGAUUUGUACCCAGCGACAAAUCCGCCUUGGAAGCUAUGUUUUCAGCAAUGUGUGAAUGCCAAGCCCUACACCCAGACCCUGAAGAUGAAGAUUCAGACAAUGAUUACGAAGGGGAGGAGUAUGACGUGGAAGCCCAUGAACAAGGACAAGGCGAUAUCCCUUCCUUCUACACAUACGAAGAAGGGUUGUCACACUUAACUGCAGAGGGUCAAGCCACUUUGGAGAGAUUAGAGGGCAUGUUAGCUCAGUCUGUGAGCAGCCAGUACAACAUGGCUGGAGUGCGAACAGAAGAUUCAGUGAGAGAGUUUGAAGAUUCCUCUCGUGGCACUUCCAGAAUAAGCUGUAAAACUGAAGGCAUUGCAGUGACUAUUGGGAAUUAACCUCUUUAAUAACUUCUCUAUUAAUGACCUAAGCAUGGACAUCCAUGUUGGUAAAUGCUUUUAUAGAUGUGCUUAAAACAGAGUUUGAUAUUUCUGUGACCACCGUGGGGUUUUUAUUUAAAAGAUAAAAACAAUAACACCUCUUAUCUAAUGCUUGAAUGGGGCUAAUCAUGGCUCGUUUCUAGGAAGCCUUUGUAGGAAUUCUAGGAAUUAAGAAACAAAAUUGUAAUUAGAACAGAAUUCUAGGUUGUCCUAGAAUUUGUCCAUAUUUUUGUAUCUGUUUAUCCACUGAGUCAGCCAUGUAUGAUAGAAACAGGAGUUUGGUAAAGAAAAAUAAAGUCAGCUGAGGAUGCAAAGCAAAACUAACUAAAUUUUUAGCCCUCCAAGUAACUAGCUUUAUCUAUUCAGAUCUUUUGUCUGUCACUUUUUACUGACAGAGUCUGGGUAGGGGAGAGGGUAGAGUGAAGUCCCACAGAUGAGACUUGUUUUGUGUCUUUGUAAUAAACAUUAACAAAAUUGUUUAAUAAACUUAGACUUUUGUAUCUCACAAUCCAA
Chelonia mydas (Green sea turtle) is the source of this 1336-nucleotide messenger RNA. RefSeq names its product chloride nucleotide-sensitive channel 1A (gene CLNS1A). Gene Ontology annotation, cellular component: plasma membrane; spliceosomal complex; methylosome. Gene Ontology annotation, biological process: cell volume homeostasis; spliceosomal snRNP assembly; mRNA cis splicing, via spliceosome. The transcript is spliced from 6 exons. Lineage: Eukaryota; Metazoa; Chordata; Testudines; Cheloniidae. The coding region runs from base 62 to 781 and encodes 239 amino acids. The record is from RefSeq and is a predicted model, not a curated record.